AUACUGUUUCGUGCAGGUGUAGUAAAUAAACUGGUUGUAAAGAUCGUGCAUUCUAUACACAAAAAACGUCUGAUUCUUUAAACAAUGGCUGAUUCUGAUGACGAGCAUAUGUUUGAUGCUCAUCCUGAAGAAGAUGAAGAUGACGAUGAUCAUAUUAGGUCCUUAGAACCAGAACCUGAGACGGAGGAUCCCGAGGCGGUAUUAGCCGAAUGUGUUACUUGUUUCGAAAGCAAGGACUUCAUUAUGGAAUCGAAUGUGUUUCAGCAGCUACAACAAUAUUUUACUGCUGGUGGCUCUCCAGAUACCGCAGUAGACUUAUUAUCUUCUAAUUAUAGUGCUUUAGCUCAAAUGGCUAACUUUUUAGCCGAACUACAAAUUAUGGCCGGUAUUGACAUAAAAGAAGUACAAGAUGUUGUUGAGAAUCAUUUAAAGUCAAUGAUUAUAAAAUAUUUUGAUCCUAAACGAGCUGACUCUAUUUUUACAGAUGAAGGAGAGCCGCCAGCUUGGCUUGCAGAGCUAAUUAAUUACCCGACAUGGAGGCAUUUAGUUUAUGAAUUAGCCGAAGAAUUUCCAGAUUGUUUAAUGUUAAACUUCACAAUAAAACUUAUAUCCGACGCCGGUUAUCAAGGAGAAAUUACUUCUGUUUCAACAGCUUGUCAUCAGAUUGAAGUUUUUUCUCGAGUGCUUAAAACAACCUUGAGUGAAAUUCUAUUAGGAGGAGAAGCAAAAAUGAAAACAAUGCUUUCUGAAUUUGCAAAAAUGAUUUGUCACGGCGAGCAUACUUAUUUAUAUAGUCAAGUUCUUAUGCAAGCUCUGUGCGAUGAUGUUAAAGGGUCGGCAACUAUGAGACGUUUGUGUCAGGAAGUAGAAAAAAUAGCAAAAGAAAGGGGAUACGAUGUAACUCCAAUUUCUUUGGGACUUAGUGGUGCAGCAGUUUAUAAGCAGGCUUGCACAGCACUGUCAAGUAUGCUUUGCAGGAACGCCUUAAAUCCUGCUGAUAUAUCAACGCUCUAUAAAGUUUUUACAAGUUCAGACCCACCACCAGUAUCUUUACUAAGAUCGCCGUCAUUGUUAGGUCUUUUUAUGGAAUCACUUUUUAAACCUGGAGCAAAGGUUAACCCAGAACAUAAAGGAAAAUAUAUUUUUCUAUUAGCUUACGCCAGCACAGUAGCAGAAGUUUGGAGAAGGGUGAGUAAGCCUAUUAUUAAACUUAGACGCCUUUCUUUAUAUAAUUAUGCUGUUCGAUCGUCUUUCGAUACCUAUUAUUUAUCUGUAAAAUGUUAA
Molecule: messenger RNA, 1284 nt
Organism: Dimorphilus gyrociliatus
Lineage: Eukaryota; Metazoa; Annelida; Polychaeta; Dinophilidae
Source: the annotation of a GenBank genome assembly